Perca fluviatilis (European perch) is the source of this 1297-nucleotide messenger RNA. It is a transcript of the gene pomk, whose product is annotated as protein O-mannose kinase. Gene Ontology annotation, biological process: carbohydrate phosphorylation; protein phosphorylation; protein O-linked glycosylation. NCBI's taxonomy places the organism in Eukaryota, Metazoa, Chordata, Actinopteri, Perciformes, Percidae. Gene Ontology annotation, molecular function: ATP binding; protein kinase activity; carbohydrate kinase activity. The record is from RefSeq and is a predicted model, not a curated record. Gene Ontology annotation, cellular component: endoplasmic reticulum membrane. Bases 116 to 1180 code for a protein of 354 amino acids. The transcript is spliced from 3 exons.
AUCCGGUAGUAGAUGCUGGUGGAAUGUAAACCAAAAUAUACAUUGUGUGUUGUGCUUGUUCUGGCAUUAAACAGGUUGUAAUCGUGUCUAUUGAAUCAUAAAACCAUGCGAACCGAUGUUGCGAAAGAUGCAGGGCACCAUGGGUCGGAGGAGUAACAUUUCAAUCUCCCAUGGUGUUCCAGUGGUUGCGGUGUGCCUUGCUGCUUUGCUCCUCAGCAAUGCCUUGAUCUACCUGUAUCUGGACUCUUUGUAUCAGACUGAUGAGCAGCUGGUGUCCUCUCAUGUAGGCUGUGUGCCUCAACACUUUAAAAUGGCAACCAUGAAAAACUGCAACCCCUGGCUCCAGUGUUCACAGAUAAAUGCUGAAGUACACAAGCUGAAGCUGAUUGGCCAGGGAGCUGUUAAGAAGGUCUAUCUGGCAGAGUGGAGGGGUCAGAAGGUGGCUCUGUCCAAACUAUCCUCUCUGGAUUACCUGGAGGAUUUUCGCCAUGGAUUGUCCAUGUUACAGGCCCUGCAGGGCCCACAGGUGGUGCAGUUAGUGGGGUUUUGCCUUGAAGACCACACCCUGGUCACGGAGCACCACCCACUUGGACCACUGCUUAACUUGGAUGGUGUUCUUGCACAAGAGCAGUACCAGCAACACAACAAGUGGCAGACCCGGCUGAGGCUUGCUACAGAUUAUGUCUUCAUCCUCCAUUAUCUCCAUAACAGCCCAGCUGGACGGCGGGUUAUGUGUGAUUCCAACAGCCUGGAGAAAACUCUCUCCCAGUUUCUGCUGACAAGUGACUUUCAUCUGGUAGUGAACGAUCUUGAUGCGCUACCUGAGGCAGACCCAUCCAGAGGCUUGUUGGUUAAAUGUGGUCACCGGGAGCUCACUGGGGACUUUGUUGCCCCAGAGCAGCUUUGGCCAUUCAGAAACGAAGGGAAGCGAUUUUCAGACGAUCUCAUGCCUGAGUAUGAUGAAAAGACAGACAUCUGGAAGAUCCCAGACGUGGCAUGGUUCCUGAUGGGAAAGGUACCUGGAGGGGAUGUAGUCCACUUUCAUCUUUUUCAGAUCCACAAGGAGUGUAAGAAAGAAGACCCCAAGCUCCGCCCUUCAGCAUUGGAUGUUUUGAAGGUGUACAAAUCAGUCUAUAGCAGUAUGGUGCAAGACCAUGCUGGCUUUAGAGAUAUGCUGUAGAAUAUGUGUCCACAUGUCUGACUCACAAAAGACCAUGAACGUACAAUAAAAAUUCAAGCUACAGUUUUACAAUGUUGUGCAAUAUAAUAAAUGCUACUGGGUAUGGAACCAACUGAA